Messenger RNA from Piliocolobus tephrosceles (Ugandan red Colobus), 2188 nucleotides. RefSeq names its product dysbindin domain containing 1 (gene DBNDD1). Gene Ontology annotation, biological process: negative regulation of protein kinase activity. The record is from RefSeq and is a predicted model, not a curated record. The transcript is spliced from 4 exons. Gene Ontology annotation, cellular component: cytoplasm. Lineage: Eukaryota; Metazoa; Chordata; Mammalia; Primates; Cercopithecidae. Bases 240 to 716 code for a protein of 158 amino acids.
GCGCGGGCCGGGGCGGGGCCGCACCUGUCCUGCGGCUGGGGGGGCGCUGGGAGGGGGCCGGGGCCCGGGAGCAGCUGCGCGCCCCGCCCCGCGGGCUCCUCCCUGCCGCCGCGGCCCCCCGGUUGCUGCCCCGAUGCGCUGCGCUCGGAGCCGGGGCCGAGUAGCUGCCGCAGCUGUUGGGGCGCCCGGGCCAGGCGACACCGCCGUCGCCGGUGCCCCUCCCAGACCCCGCCGGCCGCAUGGAGCCCCCGGAGGGCGCCGGCCCCGGAGAGAUCGUUAAGGAGGCUGAGGUGCUGCAGGCUGCGCUGGGCGUCCCAGCCCACGGGACAGGGGACAAUGGCCACACGCCUGUGGAGGAGGAGGUGGGGGGCAUCCCCAUACCAGCACCGGGGCUCCUGCAGGUCACAGAGAGGAGGCAGCCUCUGAGCAGUGUCUCCUCUCUGGAGGUCCACUUCGACCUCCUGGACCUCACUGAGCUGACGGACAUGUCCGACCAGGAGCUGGCCGAGGUCUUUGCUGACUCGGACGAUGAGAACCUCAACACCGAGUCCCCAGCAGGUCUGCACCCGCUGCCCCGGGCUGGCUGCCUGCGCUCCCCUUCCUGGACGAGGACAAGGGCUGAGCAGAGCCGUGAGAAGCAGCCCCUAGGUGACCCUGAGCGGCAGGCCACAGUCCUGGACACGUUUCUCACCGUGGAGAGGCCCCAGGAGGACUAGGCCAUCUCCGCCUGCCCUCCAGCUCCUGCAGGGCUGGAGUCAGAACACCAUGAUGGCAGAUCUGGGCAGUCCUCACCCAGCAGACACACUUCGCACCCCCACGAGGCUCCAGCCGUCACCUCCUGACACACACCCUGGGGGCAGCUCCCUGCCAGCCCCAAGGCCUGCCUUGUCUGUUGGGCACGGGUCUUAGCUUCACGUGGAGACCAGCCGGCUUUCCUGGGGGACACAUGGGGCCCCUGGAUGCCUCUGGGAGCCCCAGCACAAGCACAGCCCAGUGGCCUUACGUCCAGCUUGUUCCUGGGCCCUGAGUCAGGAAGACAGCGUCAGAGUCACUGCCGGGAAUGUGGUGAGGAGUGGAGUGGCCCAUGGCGGCCCUGGGAUGAGGGGGACCCAGGCCUGUGACAGCCACUCCAGGAACUCCGGGGGGUGCUCCAACCUCCGCGCUUACCUGUGCUACCAAGCUCAGAAGCCAGAGGCAGGUUUGGUAGUGGCUAAUGGGACAAUGUGCUGUCCAGCAAAGCACAUGGAGGAGCGGCCCCAAAAUUCCCACCUUGAUUUCCAUCCUGCCCCUUCUACUCCAUGAGGCACUGUCUCACUAGGGUCCCCUCCCCAAGGCUCAGCUCUAAGACCUGCACCUGCUUCUCUUGGUCCCUGCGUGACAGGCAAGUCCAUUCCCUCCUUAGCUAAGAACACCAAAUAUCACCAGACUGCCUCAGAAACUUGGUGACACCUCCUGGAAUGCUCUCGGCUCAGGGAGGGGUUCACCGUCUCCCUGUCCUGCACCCACUAUGAGGCCACAUCCUCAUUUCUGCUCCCAUCCCAUUGCCCGGUUACACGGCCUGCCCACAGCCCUUAAACUUGCUGGGCAGGUUUGGGGCCCAUGGGACCCGUGGGUCUGUGUCCGGCAGCAGCAGAGGAGGCUGACAGGCCCUGCUCCUCUGCUCUGGGGUGUCUGGGGGCCCCAGCUCAUGCCCUCCCAAUGCUUAUAUGCUGAAGCUCACAGAAUGGGCUUCCUGCCUGACAGCAAGUCAAAGAAUGAGUGUAAUACGAAAGCGUACGCUUACUUUCCAUCCGCAAGCCAACCUGCCCCGGCCCCAUUUCCCAUGAGCACGCUUCUGGGGAAGGAAAACCAGCUCCUGGCCUUCACUGUCAGUAGAGCUUUGGAGAUGCCCCAGGCAUGCCUUCAGCUCCUUCUGUGUACGGGACUUUAGAGGCGGCACCUGCUCCCACUUCUGAGCCACCCGCUGCCUCUCAGCACUGCUGGCAAUCCUGCCUCAGCCAGGUCUCCUUCCCUGGUUUCCAGUCACACAGAGCCCAGCAGCUUUCUCUUUCAGUCCCAUAAAGGCAGCCUAUGUCCCUGGCCACACCUCCACCCGCCAGGGUCUUCCUCCCCAUUUCCAUCCUUCCUGCUGAGCUUCCACAGAGCUCGUUUGCAAACAGUGGGAUUAAAGCAUCACUACGCAUUCAAA